GUCAUCGUUAAGAUAAAACUAGAAGUCGUGGCGCCGCCCCCUGGACUGCCAGAGCUAUGAUAUCAGUGAAACGGCCAAGUGUUUCAAGCCACCCUAGUGCUCACCACCACCACCACCACCAUCAUCAUCAUCAUCAUCAUCAUCAACCGCAUCUCCACCAUCAUCACCACAAACAGCACCACCAGCUGCACAGUCUCCAGAACGGAGCAUCCAGCGCUGGUUCGGUUACUUCGGCACCGUUGGUAACUACGACUUCGGCCAACAACAAUCGCCUCAUCCGAAGUCGAAAUCAAUUAUCCACCGGUAGUGAACAGCACGACAGCAGCAAACAACAGUCCCAAAACCAGUGGAAUCCUCAGGCAGCAGGAGGUGGUGGUGGUGGAGGCUUUGUGUCCAAUGGUGGUCUAGGGAUAGGCACGUUCGGUGGCGUUGCUGGUGGGCAGGUGAAUCGUCCCACCGGGGCAGCGUCGUGGACCGGUACGGGAAGUGGCUGUUCGAUCAUUACGAAUGGUGGCAGUCUGUACUAUAGCAGCAGCAAUGGUGGCUACGGUGUAAGCACGGCCACCGUAAAUCCCAAGAUACGAGACAUCUACGAGUUUGACAGUUUGUUCUUGCUGCCCGCGUGUGCCUUAACGUCGGACAAGGCGUUAAAUCUUCGCAAGGAUCUUGCCGCGUACGAUUUCGACAUAAAAAUCCUGGAGGACAGUCCACGGGGAUCUCAUAACGUUUGGCAAUCUGGAAACAGAGAUGCGACCGUACAAAAACAGUCAAGGCCGUCUUCAGCCAAUAGAGACCGUCAGCAUGAACAGUCCGUUGCGCAUACUCUUCAUUGGUUUGCUUGCGUCGGCGAAGAUAGCGUCGAUAACGGUAGAAACCCAGAAGAAUUGCAAAAGGAACGUGAGGAACGAAUAAAACAGAUGAAGGAACGACAGAACGAAGAACGCCAGAAGAAGCUCGAAGAGCUAAAGGCACAAGCACUGGCGGCACAAAAGUUCCGCGAGCAAAAGGAGGAAGAACGACGCCGCCGGAUGGACGAUCUGCGGAGGCGAGAAAGCGAUCGACGGUCACAGGUCGAGGAGCGACGCCGCGCCAUCAUCGAGGCCGAUAACGAGCGGCGAGAGUACAUACUGCGCAAGAACCAGGAGCGCGAACAGCGCAUGGAGACAAAGCGACGCAAUGAUCGAGGUUCGAUCCAGUUCGCUUUCGGUUCGUCGACGCCACGGAUGAUCGAUACCAGUGACAGUGGCAUGUGCAGCUCGUUCUGGGCUCAUAGGAGAGCCACAUCUAUUACGAACGUAGCAUAUACAGGGGCGGCAUUAACGAGGCGCAGUUCCGAGCGUGAACUCACCGACAGUGCGUCGAAGAAGCGAGCUACCUCCGCCAGUGGUCUCGACCGAUCGACCGACGACCAACGGCGAAUGUCCAGCUCGAUGUACGAGGUGUUCAACUGGACGAGCACCAGCGAGUGCCCUAGAAAGCUAACGUUCUCGCUCGCUGGUUCCGGCAUCAACAUCGACGAUCCUCCGACGGCCGCCGAAUAUCAACCGGCAGCUGCGCGUAAUUAUGCUAGCGGAAAGGACGAUACAGCAGAAAUGAACUAUCAGCGCACUGUCAAUCGUCGAAAGACCGAUCUAAUGCCUACCAUUCCUAGUCCUCGUGAUAGCUCUAGAUCGUCUCUCGGUACACACACUCCCAGAACACCAGGCCGAGCGUUUUCGAUGACACGCUUGGAUCAGCUGGCACAACCACGGCGGCGCAACGGUGAGCACAUCAGCGCCAUACUGGAACGCGAACGACGCCAGGCACUGGAGCUUGAGAAUCUGACCCGUCUGUCACUGUCCUCGUCGCGAUCUUCGCCAACCGGCAGCGGUGGCAACAGCAAGCGUAUGUCGCGCAGCAUGUCCCAACUGGCCGGUAGUGGGGCCAAGUAUAGGAACCAAUCGCAAGAAUCAAAUUCGGGCCGCAGUCCCGGCUUUGGGGGCGGUGGUGGUGGUCGUAAAUCAUCGUUCAAUUCGUCCUCGAUGAACAGUGGCAACACUUCGCCCAUGCGUCGCAACGAUACAUCCAAGAGUAUGUCCCAGCUGAACACGGUUGGUGGCACAACGCGCAUCACCAAAACCGAGCGUCUCCGGCAGCAGUACCACCAGCAACAUCAGCAACAGCAGCAACAACAGCUGCAGAGUCAGCUACUGGUGACGAACGGUCUCCGUUCCGGCGAAAUGACGCCUACCAGUCUGAACACUUCGCGGCCCGGAAGUGCAAUGUCCAGCUCGACGACCGCGUCCGGUAUCGUGUAUCGACGAACCCUGCCAGCACAACGUAAACCACGACCGGCCAGUAUCGCCGUUACCGGCGUUACUGCCACUGGUUUGAAGGAAGAUAAGCCUCCACUUCCAAAGACAGGAUCGGGUGCUUCGACCGGCAGCGGUGUAACAAGCGCCAGCAGCAAACAUCGACUAUCGAGUGCUGGGUCCGGCAGCAUCAACACGACCCCUGCAAAAUCAUCGUCCGGCAUGGAAACGCCAACGAAGAAACCGUUGUCGCUACACUCGGCGGAUAAACGAACCGCAAGCGUGCGUGGCAGCACACCGAAAGCUUCCUCGACGCCACUACAAUCUCCCGGACCGGAGAAAGCAUCACGCAGCUUGCAGGAUUCGUUGAAGAAGGCGGCGGACGUCGGUAAGAAGGCACCCGCCAGCAACGAAAAACCCGCAUCAAAGGCUCCAGUUCCAAAGGAAGAGGUGCUUGCGGUGGAAAUAAAACAGGAUGCACCAGCUGCUCCGAAGAUGGAAGAACAAGUCGUCGAACCGGAAAAGGUUGUAGUGAUACGAGAUGAAUCUUCACAGCAAGCUUCACUGGUAGAGGUGGAUCAAUCGUUCGGACAAGAAGAGCAGCCUCAACAGCAGCAGGAGGAAGUUGUGGUACCGGUACAGCAAGAAGUUCCGGCACCAGUGCAGACCGAAAGUGUUGAGGUUCCGCCGCAGCAAGCCGAAGUUGUUCCCGUUAAGGUAGAUCCAACACCACCGGUGGAGGAGGUGGCGAUGGAACCACAAGACAUUAGCAUUGUUCAACCCGAACCCACAAUGCUUCCGGAGGAAGAAACGGUCGAAGUCAUCAACGGAGGACUAACCGUUGACGUGUCCGGUGGCGUUGCUGAUGCAAUGACUGCUUCUAUGAUCGCCAAGCGUAUCACUACCGAGGAGGAAGCAAAGGCUGCCCUGGCCGAACGUCGUCGUCUAGCACGCGAAGAAGCCGAACGGCAGGCCGAACUGGAACGCAAGCGUAUCGAGGCCGAAGAGCAAGCCGAACGGCAGCGUGUCCUGGAGGAGGAGGAACGCUUGCGCAAGCUGGAAGAGGAAACGAUCCGGUUGGCCGAAGAGCAGCGCCGAAUGGAAGAGGAACGCCUGCAGCAAGCCAUCGAGGAAGCACGUCGCCGGGACGAAGAGGAACGCAAACGGCGUGAGGAGGAAGCACGGCAAAAGGCUGAACGUGAGGAGGCGGAGCGGAAGGCGCGCGAAGAAGCGGAACGACAGCGGGUCGAGAUGGCCGAACGGUUGAAGAAGGAGGAAAAGGAGCGCGAGGAACGCCGGAAGCGCGUUGAAGCAAUCAUGUCCCGCACCAGAGCAAAGGGAACGGCUAACAAUACGCCGACAAAGAAUAAUGAAGACGACAAGGAAAAUGCCAUGUCCAAGAGUCAGAUUGUACUUUCGUCCACGCCGGCUGCCCUACCUACCGGUACUGCCAUGUCCGCAUCUACCAUAUCGAUGACCGAUUCGUUUAUUGCGUCCGAAAUACGGCAAGAACAGGCCCAGCAGCAACAGCACCAGUCACUGGAACAGGCCAUGGAGUCGCUGUCGCUGAGCAACAACAAUAACAACAACAACAAUGGCAGCAAUAGUAGUAGUAGCAGCGAAACCCUAGCCCAUAGUAGCACCAUUAACAACACCAUCAACAACAACAACAACAACAAUGGUGGCAGCAACAUUCAGUUCGAAAAGUCGUCCGUUACCGUGGUGGCGAACAACAAUCUCAACAACGGUAGCACCAGCAACGGUACCAGCACCGCACCGGUGGUCGAAUCGAUCAGCGCGGACGGCACGAACGGUGACACGAUCGUACUAACGACGAACGGCAAAGCGGAACAACAGUCGCCGAUGAUGACGACCAGCAAUGGCAGCAGUGCCACAGCCAACAGCACCUCGGACCUAAUCAUCGAGGAUGCGCUGAUGGGCCAAACUAACGGACACAAGAACGGCACCAUGGACAAUGUGUUUGCUGUGAAUGAUUCAAUGAAGCAGACUACUGUUCCGAUGGAUGAUUUGAACGUUUUCCACAUCCCAAAAAAUGGUGAUCAUCACCUAAAUGGCGCUGGUGAUAACCAUCCCUUCCUAGCUGACCCUAACGCACCCUCGGCUGAACAACAACAUUCUUCGUUCGAAUCGUCCAGCACGGCUUCAACUGUGACGACAGAAACUACCAUUGUUACGGCGGGCGAUGGUGCAAACGGUAGCAGCAAUGCUGAUCCAUUGAUCGACUUCGCUAGCUUUUCCACGAGUGAUGAUCAUCCGGGUGUUGUUGGAAGUGAUGCUAACUUCAAUCCACUUGCUCCCCUCGUUGAUGUGCAUAAUGCAUCCAACAGUACCAACAACAAUAGUAUUAACCCGUUCUUCUCGAACAACUAUCCUGUACAUGAUGAUGCGAACGGAUCCGGCAACGUCCACCAUCACCCGACGGAGGCGAUCCUGUUCGAUCUAGCCUUUGAUAACACUAGCAACGGUGGCACCAACACCAGCAGUACCUUUUUUAACAUCAACAAUAACAAUACACCACCCAACACCACCACCACCUCCACCAACCCGUCGUCGUGGCUAGUUUCGGCGACAUCCGACGGUCAAGAGAAUCGAGACUUGUCGCUCUUGUGAACGAGUAA
This is a messenger RNA of Anopheles maculipalpis, 4930 nucleotides long. RefSeq names its product titin homolog (gene ens). Lineage: Eukaryota; Metazoa; Arthropoda; Insecta; Diptera; Culicidae. Gene Ontology annotation, biological process: microtubule cytoskeleton organization. The record is from RefSeq and is a predicted model, not a curated record. The transcript has 13 exons. Gene Ontology annotation, cellular component: microtubule cytoskeleton. Bases 57 to 4922 code for a protein of 1621 amino acids.